AGAGGAUAUGAGCGUGGGUGUGGCGAGGAGGGCGGGAGAUACCUUUAACACAUGGAGGCUCUUCUUUUGCUGAUAAAAAACAUCGAUUUGGGUACUUUACAGGACACUUGUGUUCAAGUGCUUCACUUUUGGCUGUGGAAACGCAGACAUCACUUCAGCAGGUGUUACUGCCCUCAUCGCGUCUGAUUUGUACCUUGUCCAGACAGAUGUCCAGUAUGAAGUGGUUCCUGAUUCUUUUCCUGGUUCUAGGAAUUGCUUCACUACUGUAUCUUUCGUAUGCCCCUAUGACAGAGGAGAAAGCACCACAAAGGAACCCUCCUGCAAAACAACAACACACAGGAGCACCAAGUAAUGCUCCUGUAAAAGAAGAACCAGAAAUAGACACUGUCCAGGAAGAUCCAGGGUUGUACCAUGUGGCUUAUCCCCGAAAAUACAAAUUUAUCAUUGACCAGCCAGAGAUAUGUAAAUUGCAAAAACCCUUCGUGAUGAUUAUGGUCCCGGUGCCUCCUGGCGACGUUGAAGCACGCAGCGGCAUCAGGAGGACGUGGGGAAGAGAAAAGGUUGUUGGGGACAAAGCGGUUGUGGUGCUGUUUAUUAUGGGUUUACACAGUGGAAAUGAUAAAGAAAUAUUGCACGAGCAACUCCGGAAUGAGAGCCAGCAGUACGAAGACCUUCUCCAGAGCAACUUCCUGGAUUCCUAUAAGAAUCUGACCAUUAAAACCUUGGUGAUGAUGGAAUGGCUCAGCAGGAAUUGUCAACAGGCGUCCUUUGCUGUGAAAGUGGACGCUGACGUGCUCCUUAACAUGAAUAAUCUCAUGAAUAUGCUUGAGAGUCUGAACCCAGUCCCAGCCAACUAUAUGACCGGGCUGGUGUGGUACGCAAGCCCUGUCAUCCGAAAUCCGUUCAACAAGUUUUUCCUUCCCUACAGUGUUUACUCCAGAAGCACAUAUCCGCCAUAUCCUCUAGGCAUGUGUUACAUCAUUUCUUUGGACCUGCCGCAGAAAUUUAUACAGGAAUCGAAGCACAUUAAACCCAUAUAUUUGGAGGAUGCAUAUCUUGGCAUGUGUUUGGAGAAGUUGGGAAUCGUCCCAAGCAGACCACCAAAUAUAGGGCAGUUUGUGGUGACAAAACCGCAGUACAAUCGCUGUUACUAUUCUGGAUUGAUAGCUGUGCUUACGGACAACACGAAUCAGAUGACGUCCUUUUGGACCGAUGUUCAUUCAACCAGCAAUCCAUGCUGAGGUGGAAACAUCCAAACUAAUAUGAUAAACUAAUAUUAUGUGUCUGAUUUUUCGUGUGCGUAUGAGUGAAAGCAUUUUUUUGUUGAAAUAAAGUGAAACCAUGCAUCA
This is a messenger RNA of Carassius gibelio (silver crucian carp), 1349 nucleotides long. RefSeq names its product beta-1,3-galactosyltransferase 11 (gene b3galt11). The record is from RefSeq and is a predicted model, not a curated record. The transcript has 2 exons. Lineage: Eukaryota; Metazoa; Chordata; Actinopteri; Cypriniformes; Cyprinidae. Gene Ontology annotation, cellular component: membrane. The coding region runs from base 207 to 1241 and encodes 344 amino acids. Gene Ontology annotation, molecular function: N-acetyl-beta-D-glucosaminide beta-(1,3)-galactosyltransferase activity.